AAACCCUCGCAUGUGAUUGGUUCCCCCUGCACUUGUGAUCAACCAUGUGGUUUCUCUAUAGGAGCCCUUGUGCAGCCCUUCACACCAAAUGAUGUCUACCUCUGUCACCAUAUUCCUGGCUGUCCUCUGCUCCCUGUUGCUCGGACCUCCUUACUGUAAUGGCAGUAACAUCCUGGUGGCACCUGUUGACGCCAGCCACUGGAUCAACAUGAAGAUUAUCCUUGAAGAGCUUCACUCCAGAGGCCAUGAAAUCACAGUUCUACAUUCAGCCAAGAGCUGGUACAUCCCCAGUAACUCCACCAUUUAUACCUCAAUUUAUGUUCCAACGUUGGAGGAUGAGACGGACAGGAGCUUUUACAAUGAAAUGCUGAAAGAUGUUAUGAGUUACCGCGGCUAUCCAACUUUUAUACGCACGUUUUACCAACAGCGCCUCAUUACAUCAAUGUUAGAGAAAGGUCAUGAAAUUCUGGCAAGAUCUGCUGCUAGAAUUUUAGAGGACAAUGUUUUCAUGAAAAACUUGCAGGAUAGUAAGUUUGAUCUCAUGUUGACAGACCCUGGCCUUACUUUAGGGGUUAUUCUGGGUGGUUACCUUAAGCUGCCGAUGGUCUUUAAUGUCCGCUGGAUUAACAAUGGAGAAGGUCAUCAAACUAUAGCCCCUUCUCCUGUCUCUUAUGUUCCUGUACCAGGAAGUGAACUUCAUGAUCAAAUGGAUUUUCCAGACAGGAUUAAGAAUAUGUUGCAUUAUUUAUACAGUGUUUAUGAGCAUUACUUCAUUAUUAACCCCGCCUACUCAGAGCUAUUUCAGAAACACUUCCCUUCUGGGACUGACUUGGUGUCUUUAGAGCUCUCAGCUGAUAUCUGGCUUUUUAGGGCAGAUUUUGUCUUUGAGUUUCCACGGCCCACCAUGCCUAAUGUGGUGUACAUUGGGGGGUUCCAGUGCAAGGAGGCCGAACCUCUCCCUGAUGAUUUGGAGGAAUUCAUGCAGAGUUCUGGAGAACAUGGGGUUGUGAUCAUGUCUAUAGGCACAGUGGUGUCAGCUCUGCCUUCAGAUAUCACAGAAGCUAUUGCUGCUGCAUUUGCUGAGCUCCCCCAGAAGGUGAUUUGGAGGUUUGAAAGUGAAAAACCUUCAUCUCUGGGAAAUAACACCCGGCUAGUAAAAUGGUUUCCCCAAAAGGACUUUUUAGGACACCCUAAGACCCGUCUCUUUAUAGCCCAUGGGGGAACCAAUGGAAUGUAUGAAGCCAUCUAUCACGGUGUUCCUGUUCUUGGCUUACCCCUCCUAUUUGAUCAGUUUGACAACUUACUCAGACUGAAGGUGCGCGGUGCAGCUAGAGUGGUGGAGAUCGGAUCUCUGACCAAAGACNGUUUCCUGGAGGCUCUGAAUGAUAUCUUAGAAAAUCCAUCUUACCGUAAAAACAUCCAACAUCUCUCUCAGCUACACCGUGACCAACCAAUGUCUCCAAUGGACACUGCCAUCUUCUGGAUAGAGUAUGUCAUCAGGAACAAAGGAGCUGCUCACCUGAAGUCAGCAGGUUUUAGUCUGCCUUGGUAUUCCUACUUCUGUUUGGAUGUUGCAGCCUUUCUUUUGGCCAUAACUGGAAUCUUCAUCAUGGGUUCAGUCUUUGUCUGCAGGUUUCUCUGCUGCAGGAAAUCCAAAAAGAAAAUAAAAGCAGAGUAAAUCACCAUAAACACA
Molecule: messenger RNA, 1693 nt
Organism: Cyprinodon variegatus (sheepshead minnow)
Lineage: Eukaryota; Metazoa; Chordata; Actinopteri; Cyprinodontiformes; Cyprinodontidae
Gene: ugt5g1
Product: UDP-glucuronosyltransferase 2B31-like
Exons: 4
Coding region: 89-1678 (529 amino acids)
Molecular function (GO): UDP-glycosyltransferase activity
Source: RefSeq, a predicted model, not a curated record